Coccomyxa subellipsoidea C-169 is the source of this 676-nucleotide messenger RNA. RefSeq lists its product as hypothetical. The record is from RefSeq and is a predicted model, not a curated record. Lineage: Eukaryota; Viridiplantae; Chlorophyta; Trebouxiophyceae; Coccomyxaceae. The transcript has 5 exons. The coding region runs from base 16 to 459 and encodes 147 amino acids. Gene Ontology annotation, cellular component: cytoplasm.
AGCGCGCUUAUCACAAUGGCAAGGCCAGAGGAGAAAGCGGAACGCUACCAGAAGGCGAUGCAGAAGAUGGUUGCAGAGCUCCAGCAUAAGCAUCUUAACCCGCUGAUGAAGGAGAGCUUCUUAUGCUCAGCAGCAUGCUGCGACAUCAGAAAUGAAAGGGAGCUACAGAUUUGUCUGGACAAUUGUCAGCAGCGCGCACAAGCUGCAAAGACCUUCAUUGAGAGCAAAAUGCAGGAGUUCCAGGCCAGGAUGCAAAGAUGCAUGGAGCGAUGCCAGGACCUUGCGCAGGAGUCUGUGCCACCAAAUCCUACUGAGAAGGAUAUCUUCAAGGCACAGGACAAGCUGGCAAACUGUUUAGCAGGGUGCGCAGAGGAGUACGAGGGGAAACUUGAGCCAUUCAAAAUCGAUGUUGCCGCACAGCUCAGCAAAGCCCUGUCAAGCUGGCACGGCAGAGGCUGAUCCUAGCAAUGAUAUCUCAGCAGUGCACAGCACAGCAGGCAUUGCAGAUUGUGGCAUAUUCAGAAGUCUUUAGAGCCAGUCAGACAUCCUCACAGCAAAAUCCAGCUCGUGGCACUGUCUGCCCGGGAUCACGCUUGGAGCACCACUUUCUUGCCUUAACUUGGAAAAGUCUUUCAGCGUUUCGGUUUUAGAGCGCCAUGCAAACAUGCAUAUUGGC